Messenger RNA from Peniophora sp. CBMAI 1063, 627 nucleotides. The record is from the annotation of a GenBank genome assembly. NCBI's taxonomy places the organism in Eukaryota, Fungi, Basidiomycota, Agaricomycetes, Russulales, Peniophoraceae.
AUGGCGAAGACUGGUGGCAUUCGUGACCUCCCCAAAGAAAACUGUAUUCCCAAAAUCCAUAUCCCUUGCUAUCAACCCAUCCCCUUCAAGCCCCGCCCAAUAUCCUCCUCACCCGUCCGGCCCUAUCAGCUCCCGUCCGAUCGUCGACCUCAAACUCUUGCACGCUUGCCGCGCGAACGCAGGACCAACGUUUGCCGGCGCUGGUCGACCUGGGCUGUAUGGAAUGCCAGUCGGGAUAUCCCGAUGCUCAGUACGAAUGUACCCAGAUACAGCUCCAAACCGAUCCCGCCAAACCAGUUCCUCCCGCGCAGAUGGUCCACUACCCCGCGACGUCCAUACAGGCCGCCUUUUUUGUCAAAGAAGGCCCCGUACUCGCCGCUAAGUACUAGUCUCGUAUGGGUGCAGUGCUCGGCUUUGGCGCCCCAGUUGCAGCGGCAGGCCAAAGCCAGACAUCUCCAACUUUGGUUCGUGCAUCGGAUGAAUACGGGGAAUACAGACUACACGAGCCAACAACCGCUCCUAACGAAGAACCCAUCGCACUCAUACAACAUCAGCCCUGCCCGCGAUGCGCGUCCAGGGCGCCCUCUGUGUCUAUACGGUCCGCGCAUACGAGCGGCAUCGUCAUAG